This is a messenger RNA of Kogia breviceps (pygmy sperm whale), 2502 nucleotides long. RefSeq names its product galactokinase 1 (gene GALK1). Gene Ontology annotation, molecular function: ATP binding; galactokinase activity. Gene Ontology annotation, cellular component: cytosol; cytoplasm. Gene Ontology annotation, biological process: galactose metabolic process; carbohydrate phosphorylation. The record is from RefSeq and is a predicted model, not a curated record. Lineage: Eukaryota; Metazoa; Chordata; Mammalia; Artiodactyla; Physeteridae.
UACUCUUCGUUGCAGUGCCCAGGCUACUCAUUGUGGUGGCUUCUCUUGUUGUGGAGCACGGGCUCUAGGCACGUGGGCUUCAGUAGUUGUGGCACAUGGGCUCAGUAGUUGUGGCUCGAGGACGCUAGAGCGCAGGCUCAGUAGUUGUGGUGCACGGGCUUAGUUGCUCCACGGCACGUGGGAUCUUCCCAGGCCAGGGCUCGAACCCGUGUUCCCUGCAUUGGCUGGCGGAUUCUUAACCACUGCGCCACCAGGGAAACCCUCUUUAUACAUUCUUGAUACAAGUCCCUUGAAUAUGAUUUGCAAAUAUUUUCUUCCAUUCUGUUGGGUUGUCUUUUCACUUUCUUGAUGGGGUGGUCCUUAGAUGCACAAAAGUAUUUUAUUUUGAUGAAGUACACUUUACAUAUAUUUCUUUUGUUGCUUGUGCUUUGGUGUCAUAUCUAAAAAACCAUUGACUAAGCCAAGGUCCCAAAGGUUUAACCUUAUGUUUACUUCUAGGAGUUUUCAGAUCUGACUUUUGAAUGUUCUUGGGGCAACCCCCUGAGCAGACCCCAAGCUACCCUGGCUGCAACCCUCCACAAAACCCCCACUCUAAUCCCGAAGAGUCUGCUUACAUUUCAGCCUUUCCCCUCCAAGGGUUCACAUGGGGUGGCCAACUGUGGACAGGCAUCCAGUCAGGAGCUGGGGACAGCUUGAAGGUUUAGGAUGCAGGCUGGUGAGAGAGGAGGUGGCUAGUGUCAGACUCUGGGCACCAGGCCCUGGGACCAAGGUUCCAAGUUGAGAAAGCACCUGCUGGGGCCAAAAGCCCAACCUACCUUGGCAGCUGGGUGGGUCCUUCCAGGAGGGGCUGGGCCCACUUCUGUCCAUCUCCACCUUCCCUACUCCUCCAUUGCUAGGAGCUGGGACAGCAGGUCCACUCUAGGAAAGAAGCCUGUCGAAAGUGAUCCACCAAACUUGUCUUUCCUUAUUUCUAUUUACACUGAUUGUCUGGCUGCCCUCUUACAGAUUUAUGAUCAGAGGCUGGUGACCUCUCACAGCUGCAGGACUUUAGGACCUAGGAGAUCCUUUUGGGAAACCCAGGUGUUGGAGGCCAGCUCUACUGCUCCGGCUGGGGUAGAUGACUGGGUGGAUGGGUGUGGACACAGAGAGGGGCACCAGGGCCAGGAAAGAGCAGCUCAGAUCUCCCGGGCCGGCCAAUACCUGCCCCGCUGGGCGCCCAGCACUCCUUUGGAAAGCCCGCUGCCUGCUCGCCCCGCGCGCCAAUCUGGUGGAUUGGGCCGGAACCGCGGGCGGGGCGGGGCCAGCGCGGCCCGCUUUGGGGCGGUGCGUGCAGCUGUGCGAGCCGACGCCGCGCGGCUCCGCCCCGAGCAUCCAGAGCCGACCCGACUGCGCCCGGCAGAGCCGUAGGGCGCUGGAGCUUGAGACUGUGCUGGUGGGCAGCCCCCGGGCAGAUGGGCUUAUCUCCCUCCUUACCACCUCUGAGGAUGCAGACGAGCCCCGGCGGCUGCAGUUUCCCCUACCCACAACCCAGCGGCCACUGGAGCCUGGGGCCCCCCGCUGGGCCAACUACAUCAAGGGAGUGAUUCAGCACUACCCAGCUGCCCCCCUCCCUGGCUUCAGUGCAGUGGUGGUCAGCUCAGUGCCCCUGGGGGGUGGGCUGUCCAGCUCGGCAUCCCUGGAAGUGGCCACGUAUACCUUCCUGCAGCAGCUCUGCCCAGACUCGGGGACAAUAGCCGCCCGGGCCCAGGUGUGUCAGCGGGCUGAGCACAGCUUCGCAGGGGUGCCCUGUGGCAUCAUGGACCAGCUCAUCGCACUGCUGGGGCAGAAAGGCCACGCCCUGCUCAUUGACUGCAGGUCCCUGGAGACAAGCCUGGUGCCGUUGUUGGAUCCCCAGCUGGCUGUGCUCAUCACCAACUCCAACGUCCGCCACUCACUGGGCUCCAGCGAGUAUCCCCUGCGGCGGCGCCAGUGUGAAGAAGUGGCCCGGGCGCUGGGCAAGGAGAGCCUUCGUGAGGUGCAGCUGGAGGAGCUGGAGGCUGGCAGGGAGCUGAUGAGCGGGGAGGCCUUCCGGCGGGCGCGGCACGUGGUGGGCGAGAUCCGGCGCACAGCCCAGGCAGCGGCCGCCCUGAGCCGCGGCGACUACAGAGCCUUCGGCCGCCUCAUGGUGGAGAGUCACCACUCGCUCAGGGAUGAUUACGAGGUGAGCUGCCCCGAGCUGGAUCAGCUGGUGGAGGCUGCGCUCUCUGCGCCCGGGGUUUAUGGCAGCCGCAUGACAGGCGGCGGCUUUGGUGGCUGCACGGUGACCCUGCUGGAGGCCUCUGCUGCUUCCCUAGUGAUGCAGCACAUCCAGGGGCAGUACAGCGGGACCGCCACCUUCUACCUUUCCCAGGCGGCCGACGGCGCCCAGGUGCUGUGCUUGUGAGGCCCUCCCAGGCCGGCCCACGGCAGGCCUGCCCUCCAACCUGGGUGCUCAGUAAACUUGUAUUACCUCUGGCUCUGAUA